UACAUACCAAGCGGCUGUCUCAUUUAAACGCGAGUAAUUACCAGGGAAACGGCGAGAGCGUGAGCACGGGAAAGAAGGAGACGCGGGGCUUUUAGAUGCAGCUGUGGCACGGCCUCUUGCUCACUCUUCAGAAACCUGGAGUCCUGCAAAAUCGGCGCUGCUCCCUCAAUUUAACUUUCAACGACCAGACAAAACUUUAAGCACGCCGGUUGCAAAGACGCGGAGAGGCAUACAAGUCUGCUUUGUCACGGGGUUGCUAAAAACACAGUAACAGUGCAAAAGCAGCUAAUAAAAGCUAUUGUUUAAACAGAAUAGACAGGAAGGAAACAAACAUAAAGACAGAUAGGGGAGAAUCUGUCAUUAUGCCAUGCUUGCCGUUAUGCUGCCUGUGCGCUGCUUUAGCGCUGAUGCCUGUCCAGAUAGGCGCCCUCAGUGAAGACAGUGACAUCGACGUGCUAAUCCUUUUACCCAAAGACACCUCAUACUUGUUCUCCAUUCCCAGGGUCAAACCAGCUAUAGAAUACAUACUGGACAGAAUCAGGGGCAACGAGAGUCUCCAUUCAGGAUUCACUUUCAAGGCGCGCUAUGAGAACUCCAAUUGCGGCAAUCAAGCCCUGUUCACCCUGGUGGAGCUGUCCUUCAAGAGGAAGCCCGACGUGAUCCUGGGACCUGUGUGCGAAUACGCGGCCGCACCGGUCAUUCGGUUGGCGUCCCACUGGAAUAUUCCAGUCAUCUCGGCAGGUGCACUGGCUUCGGGCUUUGCCAGCAAGAGCCCUGAGUACACGCAUCUGACUCGAGUGUCACCCUCUUAUCGCAAGAUGGGGGAGACUUUCAAGGCAAUGUUCCGCUUCUUCGACUGGAAGAGAGCCUUAUUCAUCUACGACGACGACAAUAUGGAAAGGAACUGCUAUUUUGCUACUGAAGGGGUGUACGGUGCACUGGACGAGGAUGGCCGCCACACUGUCACACAUAAGAUCGAUUCCAGGUACCACGUUGACGUGGACGAGAUCAUCAAGCUGAUUCAGGACAGCGCGAGUGUUGUGGUGAUGUGUGCCACCAGCAACAUUAUCCGAGAGAUUAUGCUGGCUGCUCAUCGGUGGAGAAUGACUAAUGGAGACUAUGCUUUCUUUAACAUUGAAUUGUUCAACAGCACGUCUUACGGGAAUGGAUCCUGGAAGAGAGGGGAUAAGUAUGAUGCAGAAGCCAAGCAGGCUUAUGCCUCCCUGAAGACUGUCACCUUGCUGAGAUCUGUCAAACCCGAAUUUGAAAACUUUUCAACAGAAGUGAGGAAGUCAUUACAGAAACUGAAACUUGAUGACGAAGAUAACUCUGUGAACAUGUUUGUUGAAGGAUUCCAUGAUGCAUUGCUGCUUUAUGCCUUGGCCUUGCAUGAAGUCUUAAAGAAUGGUUAUACCAGAAAGGACGGAGACAAAAUUGUGCAGCAGAUGUGGAACAAAACAUUUGAAGGCAUUGCAGGCCAGGUGUCUAUAGACUCAAAUGGUGAUAGAAAUGGAGAUUUCUCUGUGAUUGGCAUGACGGAUCCUGAAGCAGGCACUCAUGAGGUACUUGCUAACUACUAUGGAUUAAAUGAAAGCUUUGAACUUCAACCCAGAGCAAAAACUGGGCACUUCUUUCAAAGGCUACCUUCAGUGGAGAUAUAUCCUGGAGAAUCGGCCAUCCCUUGUAAAUCAUCAGGUGGUCUCGGAGAAUCAGCUGUUACUGGCAUUGUUGUAGGAGCUCUACUUGGGACUGCAUUACUUAUGGCUUUCUACUUUUUCAGAAAAAACUACAGAAUUACAAUUGAGAGGCGAAUCCAGCGAGAAGAAUGCAACAUUGGGAAGCAUCGCCAGCUGAGAGAAGACUCAAUUAGAUCUAAUUUCUCAACAGCAUAGAAAUGACAAAGGAAAUGCUUGUUAUCCCACCAAGCGUCUGAAGGGAUGUGACCAAAGACUUUGUAGGCUGUUGAAGACGUCCUGUUAUUUAAGAAGUUAAAAAAAAAAAAAGUUGUUUUUUAAUCUCAAUUUCUUUGACAUUCACACACUCAGGAAAGUUGUAUUGAUUAUAUGGUGUAACUUAAUGGCAUAUCAUCUCUGUAGAGACAAGGGUAUAAUUUAACUGUCUAAAGCUUUUUAAAAGGUAAUUUUGAGUUUUGGGUAGUAACAUUUCCUGUCAUUGCAAGUAUACAUUCCAUACGAAUAUGCGUUCUUGAGUACAUAAUUGUGUUAUUUGAAGUACCAAGAAUUAGACUCGUAGUCAGUUACAAAUGCGAGGGAUAUAUUUUUAUAUAUAAAAAUUAAUUUUAGAAAGCUGAAGGCAAUGUUUUCUUGUUUUGUUAGCAAGGCAUCCUUUACCCAGAUAAUCAAUAGCAUGUCUUGUAAACAAGCGAAUGUAAUGUUUAUAGAUUAACGUUUCUGACAAAAGAAUGUAGACUUAUGGUAAAUCAUAUUUACAUAAAUUUAAAGCAUAGCAGGGACUAAUACACGUCACAUGCUCACCAACGAAGAAUUCAAAGGAGGAGCAUUUUCGUUUUUGUGGAAAAAAAAAUUGAUAAUGGAAUACAAAAUAAUUUGUUCUACCAUUGUCUGAGAAAUCCAUGCUAAAUACUGUAUCUUAGUCCAAGAUAAAAGUUUUAUGUUUAAAGGGCAUUCUUUGUCUGUGGCAAAAAAAUGUAUACUUAAUCACAA
Molecule: messenger RNA, 2684 nt
Organism: Polypterus senegalus (gray bichir)
Lineage: Eukaryota; Metazoa; Chordata; Cladistia; Polypteriformes; Polypteridae
Gene: npr3
Product: natriuretic peptide receptor 3
Exons: 8
Coding region: 363-1892 (509 amino acids)
Biological process (GO): regulation of blood pressure; vasodilation
Cellular component (GO): membrane
Molecular function (GO): peptide hormone binding; natriuretic peptide receptor activity
Source: RefSeq, a predicted model, not a curated record